This is a messenger RNA of Salvia hispanica, 300 nucleotides long. The record is from RefSeq and is a predicted model, not a curated record. Lineage: Eukaryota; Viridiplantae; Streptophyta; Magnoliopsida; Lamiales; Lamiaceae.
AUGAACAAGCGGGAUUAUACUUUGGCUGAGCUGCUGACUGAACUUCAGUCGGCGGAGGACCUUAUGGUUCAAGCUAAGGUAGCCAUGCUAAGUUUGGCGCCUAAUUCCUCUGGCUCUAAGCCUAGAAAAGGAAAGAAAAAGGCACCGAACCCAGUGGCAGCUAAGAAUGCUAAGGGAAAGAAGAAACAGCGGGGUGACAAGAAGCCUACUGGAAAGUGCUUCAAAUGUGGAGAGAAAGGUCAUUGGAAGCCAGAUUGUCCUAAGAAGGGCAAGGCUACAGGUAACAAGACGGUUACAUGA